This is a messenger RNA of Tremella mesenterica DSM 1558, 1107 nucleotides long. RefSeq lists its product as uncharacterized. The coding region runs from base 1 to 1107 and encodes 368 amino acids. The record is from RefSeq and is a predicted model, not a curated record. NCBI's taxonomy places the organism in Eukaryota, Fungi, Basidiomycota, Tremellomycetes, Tremellales, Tremellaceae. The transcript has a single exon.
AUGACAAACCUCCCUCAUACCACCCCAGCAGAUAUCGAGAGAGAUGCAGAGACGAUAAAGAACAUCCAAUCGACCCCCGGUUCGAAGAUACAAAAUUGGCCGAUGACACAUCCCUUGUCUUCCAAUCAUUAUUCAUCCACCUUUGAAACCACUGAACAACUGACUUCUCCCGACCACAGUUUGAGCAAGCGAGGAAUGGGCCUGAGGUAUGAUAGUGUAGCUUUGGAGAGGGAACUUAAAGAAAUAGAAAGAAUCAUGUACCAUGUUCAGCCAUAUCCCAACCAAACACCAGUGGAAUUGGAAAAUGAGUCAAGGAUACUCAGCUUGCUCCACUCCCGACUGACAGGAAUAAUCGAUACCGUCAACAAGUUGAGCCGUCCAAACAUAAUAGAAUGGUCAAAUCGAUUGGUCCGUGAUGAAAACAACUUAUUGUUGACCGCCAUCAGAUACUGCGCGCUCACAAGAUAUGAUCAUGGUGUAUGCUUAAGGGAAGAAGACUCACAGCUCCUUCUUCCAGAUGUGAAUGAGGACAUUGAUUCUACAUUCAGAAGGAACACAAGGCUUCUGACAUUGAUAUAUCUUGACACUAUAAGGCUCCGUUUGACUGACCGACUCUCAACUGAGAUCAAAAUCCAACAAGGAAGAGAAGUGCUUGUGACAGUAGAGGAGAGAAUGAGAAGCUUGUCAACAGCUAGGCCACAAGAUACACAACUUGGUGGAUAUGCUACACAGGGGGAAACAUCAUCAUCAUCUGUCUCUGUGAAGAAGAAGGACGAGGAACAAUCUCCCUUGGUGGCACUGCUCACAGUGGAACGGGAGUUGCAAAAUCUGUAUCAUGAUCUAGUGAGGUAUCUUGAUAACAUCCAGGCUGAGAAAACUUACUCAUAUAGCGUGCAACACUUGGAAGCUACCAUUUACAACUCACGUAUCCCGGAAGCAUUCUGGAAUACUAUGGGGGAUGUGCGGAACUUUCCUGAUGGCUAUGAGCUCUCACUCAACAAUCUCAUUUGCCUUGAGAAGUGCAAACAGGGUUUAGAUGAAGCUGUCACAGCCGUCGAACAACUACUUUCCAACAGACCGACGGUCGACGAACCUCGGCUAACUUGA